AUGGCAGAAGCUCCAGGGGGAUACUCGCUGCGAGAAGUUGAGAUGAAUACUGACGAUAGAUAUGGCUUUAAGAGAGAAUAUAGGAAACAGAAGUAAGAAUUUGUUGUUUAUAUUGCAUUCUGUGUGACUAUCCAAUAGAUCAUUAGUUUGCUCUAUGGACCUUUUUCGACAGCACGCACGUCUUCCUCGAAGGUCACCUGAGCGGAGCGAUUUUUACGAUCAUGGAAGCUCUAAACCAUCGGAGAUUUAUUACCACAUAUCGAGGAAUUUCCCAAACCAUGGUUAAAGUGAAAGAAAUCUGUGUAUGGCUUUUAAAAGGAAAUCUAAGUGUUCCAUUUAUAUAACAUGUGGUGCAAACACACACGCUUAUUCCUUUUUUAUGCGUACAAGCUGCAUUUGUCUGGGGCAGUGACUUCUCUAAAGGACGAUAAUUCCCUUCCAAAGGGCACUGUUGCAAUGUCUUUUGUGACUUGCAGAGUAAUGAACCACCGCUUUGAAAUUUUUGGGCAGAUGUGCUCCAGAAAUGUGUUGUAAGUUUUUAGCAAAUCAUGAAUGAAAUCACAGUUGUGGAUUGCGACUGUGCAUUUUUAAAACGGAAGAAUGCCGACGUAAGAAGUGUAAUCGAAUUCUUUAACAAUAGGAAGUAUUUUGACUGUUAGUUGAUAGGGGUCUGAUAGGUAUCUACAUCUCUGACUUUCGUUUUUAAAAUAGUAAGUGAAUUCUAAUUAUGAUGGUAAACACAUCCUAACUUAAAGUACUUACUACAUUUUUAGCUUAAGUGAACUACUGUUAAGUAAUGUAAGAUCAUUAUAAGCUUACAUGAAUUCAUAACAUUUCAGGCUUAAUUUUAGAGACAUGGAAGUUGGAACAGAAGAUAACAAGGAAAGCAAAAGAGGAAAAACAGUGAGUUGAAGUGACAAAUAUAGACAAGAAAAAAAUCCCAGAGUCUGUCCCUACUGUCAUUUAAAGUUAUAAAGGCAAAAAUUAAAGCUAAUAAAAAGCAGUUAGAGAUUUGGGAUUAAGCAGAAACAAUCACCCAUCGAUCCCCUACAGUAAAACAAUUAGUUUUCAAAUGUUGGGAAUGAUUGUCAAUCCUCACAGGAAUAAAGGGAUGUGUCAGGAACAUAGAAACUCCAGAUUCUCCCAUUUGUUUCCCUGACCACAUGAUUCCAGAUGAUCAGGGAUAUAAUAAUAUUGAUUUCAAGGCUUUGUUAAAGCUGGCCUAAUCUGGAUGGUCAGGGAAACAGCAAUAUUGCUGAUCAUUUGAAAUCUUCCCUACAAAUGGAAACCAGGAGUGCUUACCAUUUACGUGGGAAAACCAGAAAUUUCGUUGGAAUUGCAAAUGGUUCGCUUCAUUUCAUUUGGGAAAACUUUUGAAAAUAUGGGCUGUGUUUUAAUGUGAUGAAAUUUUUCAACCCUUUUUAGUCAGUGUUCAGCUGAUCUCGAUAUACUUUGUAGCAAGUCAUUCUCCCUCCACAUCAAAUUUUAUAGUUUUAUGUUUAUGCACAAAAUUUCCACAUGGGUAGUUUUUAGAAAUGGUAAGCACCUCAGGCUUUAAAUGAGUACCAUUAAUAGAAAACUAAGGUGAAGGUUGAUCAAAUUUGCCUAUUUACAAGUUACCUUUAACUUAAAGAAAUGUUCCUGCCAAGAAACACAGCAGCUGCAAAUUAACCAGUUGAAUUUUGCUGCUUGCACCUUUAUUAGUUUGUUCAAAACUGCAGCUUGUAUGGAUUGUGUUCAACUGUGAGAAAUUGUGGAAACUUAUAGUAGCUCUGUUUUGAAUUUAUUUCUUAAAUGUUUAAAAAAUUUGAUUAGUGUCAUAUUAUUUUUAGAACAAAGGUUAACCUAAUCCCUCAUCUUCUUAACUAUUUUAUAGUCCAAAAUUAAUAAUGACCUCUUCUCAUUCCAUUAAAUUAGUUUUUAAUGGUAUUAUUAUUCAUCUUCAUUUUAGUCUGAAGAACAAAACAAUCCAUUCAACAUGACUGCAAAGAACUUUCCAAAAAGAAGGUAUGUUUUUUAUUCUUAAUAUUGUUAUGUCCAGGGCCCUAUUAAAAAAUCAGGAUUAUAUUAAUUUUUCUGUUCCAUUUUGAAUAAUACUGUAUUUAAAAGCUAACAGAUUCAUUUUAUCAAAUGUUUCUGGCAGGAAAAUUAGAAAGGCAAGGAAAUAUGUUUAUUCUACUGUACUUUGUUUUAUUGCAGAAGCCGAAUGCAUCCUUCUGUGGCCUCCUACAAUCGCACCAGGUACAACUGUGUUUUAAAUACCUGCCAACAACAUUUUUUAGAUUAAAGGCAUGAGGUUUUUUGGAGAGUACUACAGUGUAGGAUUAUUUGCAGAGGACCCAAUCACAGGGUUGGCACAGUCUUGAAAAGUCCUUGAAUUUUAAGAGAAGUCCUUGAAUUCCAUUUUUCCUUCAAAACUCCUUAAAUUUCUGUGCAAGUCCUUGAAAUGUCCUUGAAUUUUCAACUUUACAUGUAGUGACCUGCAAAGUGUUUUUUGAUGCUCUUUGGUUGUCCAAGACAGAAUAUAAAUCAUAGCUCGGACGAUUUAAAGGUUAUUUACAUAACAUGCUCGAUGUUUUAUGCAAUAAUUAACUAUCAAUUUAAGACAAGUUAACUGAAAAAUGUAGAGAAGUUGGUGAAGCAAGCAGUUCAAACCUUAAAGCCUUAUAAGAAUAGACUGGGAAUGUGCAUUUAUGUACAAUCUGUGAAAUUGUAUUCCUAGUAGGUGGUCCUUAAAAAUCUAAUGUGGCCACUGAAAAGUCCUUGAAAAAUAGUUGCAUUUUUUUGUAUGAACCCUGAAUCAUAUCUGAAGGUACAACCUAAGAAGUUUCAUUGGAUUCCUUUCUAUUAUUGAAAUGAAACUGAGAUCAGGGUUCUCUGAAAGCUCUUGUGAUUGGCAAAAGUCUUCGUCCUCUCAUUACUGAAUAAUAAUAAUAAUAAUAAUUUAUUACUAAAACUAUCCAGUCCAUAUCUAAUAAAUAAACUAAAAAUUACACAGAGUCAAAAAUGUAAAAUUCUAAAAAAAUAACAAGCAUACGCUUUCCUAAAAAGAUGAGUUUUCACUAAGGACUUAAAAACGUCCAUUGUCUUAGCAUUUCUAAUGUCAUUUGGGAGACCGUUCCACAGUCCCGGAGACGCAACUUGAAAUGCUCUGUCUCCCAAUGUCUUUUUUGUUUUUGUAGCAUUAUAAGGUUGUAGUAGUAGCUGUGACGAUGAUCUUAAAUCUGAAGCAUUGGCUACUACUACUGAUCUGAAGCAUUGGCUACUCACAAUAGAGAGAGAUAAUGAAUCUUUUUUUCCACCCUAGUCAAGUUUGGAAGACAUUGUAAUCAAGUGGCUUACAUUAUUAUUAUUUGCUAUUCACAGGGGAAGCACAGUUAGUGCUAAUAAAGCUCUAGAACUUGUUCGAGCAGCCUUGCAACCAUCGCUCAAUGCGGAAAUUGAGUCUGUUUUGAAGAGCUACCAGGAGGUUUGUUUAACCAAUGCAGCUGAUGUUAAUAGAGAAAUAAGAAGACAGCCAAUAAUGUCACAACUUAAAUGACCAAUCAGGUCAAUAUCCAGAGUUGAAUACUGAUAUGGUACACUUAGAUUGACUUAGACGACUCCAGGACAGAUUGUCAAAACAUCAUUUGUUAUCAACAACAGUCAUAUUCAGGAUUACACUCACCCAGAUGAUCAUAUUCCACCUUCUUAUGAAGUAGUACCUAGGUUCAAGCCAUUCAAAGUUGAUAGAUUGUUUCUUAAUUUGCCAGAUGUUUCGCAUGGCUGCACGUAACAUCAAAGACAACACAAGUGAACCUGUCUCAGAGGAACAGAUAAAAGCUGUGUUAAGACGCAGCCUUGAUGAGGUACUAACACUCUUAGUAAAACUUUUGGUACCUAUUCUAGUGUAGCCCUGGUGACAUUGAGUCAUUUUUGAACUGGAGUGUUCAGAGGUCAGGCUGAAGCAUACAAACUUAUAAAAGCAAUUACAGUCCUGACUUAUUGUCUUGCACAACUCCUCAUCACCUCAACCCUCUCACUAGAUGCAGAACUGGCCAAAGUCAAAACUGGACAGAUAUCCAAAUAUUUACUUCUUAAAUGCCCCCUAAAAUUAGUACCAUUAUGGCACUGUAACAAUACUGCCAAAGACAUUUCAUCAGAUAGGGGAUUUUAGAACCAGCUGAACCCUUUAAGCCCUAAUACUCACAUGCAAAUUCUCCAAACUGAUCUCCAUACAGUUCCUUUAAGAAUUAGUUGAGAGAAUUUGAUAAAAGAUCAUGGCAUUUUCUCUUUGGUGAUCAUUUUAUUAAUUCUCUUUACUUUAUCUCUUGACAAUGUAUGGAUAUUGUCAGGAGAAAAUAAUGUUGUUGGUCACCAUUGGGACUUAAAGGACUCCAUCAUUCACUUCGGGAGUGAAAUGUCCUAUUCCAGGCUACAAUAUUGUAGUGCUGUUGUGCAGUAAAAGGUGAUGCGAAAAAUGCACAUGGGGGCUGGGGAGAGAGAGGGCAGCAUGUCUUAUUUUUGCUUGCAUAUGAUAUACAAGGGGUAAGUGCUUUGAUCUUUCAUCAUACUCUUUUUAAAAACUUUUUUUUUUUUUGGAGAAUUUGUAUGUUGGUGUCGUGGAUUAAAGGGUGAACACCUGUGUAAGCCACAGUGUAUCAUGAAUGUUUUAAUGUCUGACUUCAGCAGUUACAUUUUACGUCUUAUUAUGCAAAUUUAAGUAUAUUUAUCCUUGGCUUUACCCUGAUUUAUAUGAUGCUGUAUUAGCAAUGUUGUAGCCUGCAUCGCAGACAUAACCUUAUCCUGAUUAAUAACAUCUGUGAAGCAGCCCUGCUGAUAUCCUUGUUCUGGGACCCUAGUGGACUCAACGAAUUAUUACCCGAAGUGCAUUUUGAAUUUCCCUUCAUGUUGACUGGCAAAAGGACAAGGACAUUUUUAACAGGCCAAUUAUAGCGCAUACUCAAAUCCUGGUACACUGGUGGGAGCCCAAAACAAGGAUUUCGGCACUGUUUGGCAUACUAACUUAACCAGAGUUUAGUCUCAUCUGCGGUGCAGGCUAGCAAUAUUGCAACUUGUCUACUUUUUUCAAUUUAGUACCAUUGGCAACCACUAAGUUAGAUACAUGUUACUAACUACAAUGCCACACUUAACUACAAGGAAUUUAAAGAAAACCUGACUUUGAAUUAAACUAGCUAAUAGCCCUUAUGCAUGAUUACAUCAGACAAGCAAAUUUCACCAUCAAACCUCACUUUUAAGCAAAAUUCUUUGCAUUUUUUUUGCACUAUUUAUUUUGUGCAUGGAUAUUCUUUUCAACUCUAAAAGACAUGGAAAUUCAUUUAUGCAAAACUCUGUUGCUUUACACUAUUUCAAAAUGAGGCUUAGUGGUGCAAUUUGCUUACUGACCUCGGGGGGGGGGGGUUGGGUUUACUUGGGUAUUUUUUUAGGUGGGUAUGUGCCGCCUGGAACUCCAAAUUGGCACCCCGUUUUAAAAAAAUUUCCCCCAAAACUGAUACGCCGUUCUAGAAAUGGGCCAAUUUUUUAUGCUCCGUUUUAGGGUGCAACAAGAGUACAACAGUUCACUUGUUAACCCAUUGAACCGUAUUUUAAAAGCGAUCUGUCCUUGAUUUCAAAUGGCUGCUUACAAGACUGGAGCUUUCGUGAAUUUGAAAUAUUAUACCCCGUUCUAGAAAACGCCUCUGAAAUGGAUACCUCGUUGUAAAUCAGGAGCUUCAAAAUCACGACCCUGUUGGGCGGCACAUACCCGUAUAGGUAAUGUAUGGGAGUACCUACCAUUAGAGCUAUUAAAAUAAUGAAAUCCCUCUGUUCAACAGGCUAAGGUCUUGUUCAGAAUGGACAACAAAAUUCACCCAGACAGCAGGGUAAGAAAAUAUCUAUUGCUAUUAGUUUACAGAAACAAAAAAUGAAUGGAAAUAGAGGAAUUUGAUUGGUUUAUUAUUUUAAUGGAUACAAGCCUAUUUGGCUUUUGGUUCCAGGUUAAGCGAACACUCAGGUGAAAAAACUUCAUGCGCGAGAACUUUCUAGAAAUCAAGCAAUACUUCGCUUUGACGUCAUACGGCAACACAAUUGGCCAAUCGAACAAUGCCUUCUCCACAUUAGGGUUUUCUUUGGCAUGAAAACAAAGAGUCCAUGUUUUGAUCUUUUCAUCCAUUGGCUGAUAAAACAAAUAAUGAACACUUACCGAAACCAUUUUUCAAGAUCAUACGAAAAUCGCUCUAACAACAAUUGCACUGAGUGUGUGAGUUUCUUGACAUUUAAAAAGCUCUAUGAUCUCUAGAUCAUAUUGUACCCCUGGGUGAUGUUAAAAGAAAAUUGAACCACAACAUAUCUUCUGGUUUUUUGAAGGAAUGUCUUAAGUUUUUCUGUUUCUUACUAUAUAUUUGUUUCGAACUCAUUAUUAUUAAAGUGAAAGUUUAUUACCUAAAUCCAAGGAUAAAGUUGAACCACAACAAAUAUAUUGUACAGUUUGUGAGCACACCCUGAUUGAUUUCUCUUCAAUAUUAUCAAGCAACUGCCCAUCAGGCAGUCAUGAUGUUACUCACUCUAGAGCUUUAUAUAGCCACUUCACUUCUUAACAGAAAUUUCAGUUGAUAGAACUACAAUCUAUCGUAGCAGUGGUUGCUGCCGGGCAUUCAUAUUGUGGUUGCUUCUGCUGAUUACUAAGGGCCUGUUUACACUGAGGCAGGGAGCCCUGGUAGGUGAGGUAACCUUCCUGUCCAUAUAAUGGCUCGUAUAGUCACCCCACCCUACCAUGUAAAUGUGAUCAAAUUAACAUGAGUUUAUAUGGACAGGCAGGUUAUCCCACUUAAGCAGGUUACCUCACCUGCCUAGCGUUCCCCACGUCAAUGAAGACAGGCCUAUGAGUUGUUUCUAUGAAAUCGCUAUGCAUGCUGAACUUUUUUCAACUUUCCUAAUGAUCACAACAACCAAUAAGCAUCAGUCAUGAAGAAACCACAUGUAUUUAUUACUGUAUUAGUGCAGCAUAUUAGCCAAUCAAUAACUGAAGAUGUAGAUAUAAUUUUUCAGUGCUUCUUGUUAAAGAAAGAUUUAAUUUUUUUUAUAGAUGAGAUAUGAAAGGGGAGGAAGCCCAGCAGUUGUGAAAAAGGUUUGUGCAUUAUUCUUAAAACUGAGGUCAUGGAAUUAGCUUUUCCUAUACACCUGAUGCACUUGUCUUGCAACUUUUUUUUUUUUAAUUUUGCAGAAGAGAUCGCGACCUGAUCCAGACAAAGAAAGGUAUUGACUCAAAGUGUAAUUUGACUAUUAUGAAAUAAGUUUCUGUCGAUUAGUGUUGAAAUGUACUGUACGAGUAUAUGACAAUAUUAUUGUUGCACCAAUCGUACAAUACUGCACGUAGUCAUAGCAAUAAAAGUGUUAGUGUAGCGGUAUGAGAAGGUUGCACAAACUGCCACUUACUCCUAACUCUUACUCCUCACAGAAUUACAAGAAAACUUUCUGUUAAGUCUAUCACUAUCGUGGUUUAAGGUGAAUAGAAGUUACAUUGAGUUCCCGCCUAUUUUUUUAUUGCUUUUAGUGAUGAGUCAUCACCAGCCAAGUCAAACAAAUUGGAAUCCAGAGCAAUCACCUUUGAUGUAAGUUUAGCUUAUUGUCUCUGUCAUGAAAUAAGAGGUACACUGCACAUUCUGCAACAACGUUACUGUUGAUAGACCUAUAAUUUAAGUAAUGGGUUUUAACGUAAUAGAAAUCCCAUCCUGGUUGUACCUAAAUGCCAAAUAGACUAACUUCUUUGUAAUUUUAAACAUCAGCGUGCUCACAACCCAGUUCACUAUGAAUGCUCAACCAAUUUUUUUUACAUUGAUGUCUUUGAAUACCAGUAGUAUUUUUAGGAAAAAUUCAUAGUUUUAUUCUGUGUUUCAUUUUAAUUGCCUUCCUUCCUUUCCUUCUUUUAACCUUUACAUAUUAUAUUGUUUGAUUUCAUUAAGUGAAGCCAAUAGUAGUACCGUAAAAUUCCGAAAAUAAGCCCCUCCAAAUAUAAGCCCCCCAAACCGGUAGGGGCGAUUUAACAGAGGGUUUUUUGCGUUCCAAAUAUAAGCCCCCCGGGGGCUUGUACCUGGAAAAUUGCCCUCAAAUACAAAGUAAAACAAAGCAAAAACGGUAAAUUUACUUCCAACUAAAAGGCUAGCCCAAUCGAUUUUGAAACGCAAAUUUCCGUCCUUAGAUAAGCCCCUCCGAAUAUAAGCCCCUCCAAAAAUAAGCCCCUCAAAAAGGGCCUUUGAAAAAUAUAAGCCCUGGGGCUUAUUUUCGGAAUUUUACGGUAUUCUAGCACAUAAAUUUUCUAAUGCGUAAAUUUUUGUCUGACAAAUUAUAUUCCUGUGAUUUUGUUGUUAUUUUUCAGUGGAAGCCUGAUGAACUUAAUGAGAAUACAGAGUUUGUGAUGGGUGUAAAAGCAAACAAGUAUGUUGCAUAGUUAUACAUUAACAUCAAAAUAUAGGGAACUAUUGAAGAGCCUUUGUUACUCAAUGAUGUGUAAUGGAAGAGUGGUUAACCUUUUAAGUCCAAAGAAUGACCAACAUCAAUGUUCUCCUUACAUCAAUACUAAAGUGAAAUGAAAAAGUUACAAGAAUUGUGAAAAGAAAAACCAGCUUUGAUCUCUUAUCCAAUUCUUUCGAUGAAUUCUAUAAAGAAAUGUAUGGAGAACAGUUUGGAGAAUUUGUAUCUGGGUAUUGGGGCUUCAAAAGUUAACACCUUGACCUUCAGACCUGUACAAGAACGCUGUCAUUGCUUUCUUUUCUUAGACAAGAAGCUUUGCUCCAGUCUCUUUCGUUUUCCUCAGGAGUUUAAAUGGGUUGAUGGGUGAUGUACAGUACAUGUACUGUUAGAGGGUUAACCCGGUGAUUGACCAGCAUCCCAGUCAGGUGCAGGUCAGGUGGUAGAAGCAAUACUCCUAGUUGCUUCGUUUAGGCUCUGUUUUUUUUUUUUACCUCCUUGGUUUAUGCGUACGUUUUAGGAUCUUUUAUUUUUUAUUACCAAAAAAGUACUAUUUGUUGUAGUAAGUUGUAUUGUAAAAGUUACACAAUUUUUUCCAUCAUCAUUACCAGUAAUUUUUUUUAAAAACUGACUUUGUUGGUUCUUCCUCUGAGAGAAACACUGUUAUCUUACAGUACUUAUUUUGUUCUAUUUCCGAUAAAUUAAGGGCCCUUGGGAUGGCUGCAACUAGGGGAAAGAUUUAUUACAGGCAUCCAGAGCUGUUUAAGGUAAAAUUGAUUUUUAAAAAUUUCACGUGAAACAUUUUUACUUUUUGUCAUUUUUUUUGGGUAAGCCAGUAAUUCAGGAACAAAGCUGAAGUGAGGGUAAAUGAUAAGAGAAAUAAUAGUUGGCCCAUGGCAAGUCAAGUUUGCCUGUCAGUGGGCUUAGGCCAUUGAUUUUUCUUGACCUUUAAAAAAAUGAGUCUUUGUUUCUUCACUGGAAACAUUUCUUAACAACACCAUCUGCUUACUUCGAAAAGUAACAUUAGCCCCGCCCUGUUGUUAGUUGAAGACUUAGGUAAAGAGCUUGGAUUAAGCACAGAAAAUCUUGGGUUAAGUCACCAUCACUGGUUAAGUCACUGUUAACAACAGUCAUAUUCAGGACUACGUUUACGCGGAGAAUUAUUCUCAUCCUACUUACACGAGAUACUGUUGAACAUUACAUGAGAAAGAAAUAAUAAUAUGAUUUUCACUUGAAAAGAAAAUCGCAUAAUACAACGUAAGUUUGUUGGCUUCUCUUUUAAGUACUCUGGUGAUUCUGAUGACAAGCUGUGGCUUUAUGAACAAAAUGAACUUCCCAUCACAGGAGGAAAGGUGUGUUGCUUCAAGUUACUAGAAUAUGCAGUGUGGUAUGGUUCAGUUUGAAUGUUAGGAAACAAUGAUUUUGUAGUGAAGCCGUGCAACAUUAAAUAAAUCAAUGAGAUACAUAGGCACUUUAUGGUGUAGCGUUAAUGAAAGUUUAUCAUAGUACUUUUUACCAGUACCCUCUUUUAACAGACACCCAUUAAAGUUUGACCCUCCUAUUAAUGCCUAUGUGUAGUAGUAACAUUUUGAAGUUAUCAUCGUCAAAGUUGUUUUUUUUUUGUCAUAAAGGCACCUAAGAAAGUAUGAUAAAGUUUCUUGUGUUGGCAAAAAAAAAAUACAGGAACAACAACAACAACAACAAACAAGCGAGAGUGAUGCAGAAACAUGAAGCCUAUGUACUAGUAAGAUAUAAACUCUAUUUAUUUUUGUAGGCUUUUCUUAUGAUAGCUGAUGACAUCAGAAAGCUGGCAAAUCAUGAAGACUACAGGUCAGUAAUAAGCAUUAAGAUUUCAAGAUUUUAUCUCAAGUUGUCUUUCACACUGAAGUUAGUUUGAAAUGUCAGUCAUCUCCAACCCUAACACACUUGCUAUUAUUAUGGUAGUGGUAUUUGAGAAUAGAGUGAAAAAAGAAUGAAAAAGAUGCAAUGUUGGUUUCAUGCAUUUGGUUGGAAAAAAAUGUCUUCAAAGUCAACAUUUAAGGGGAAUUCAAAGAAAGAAUUUGCAAGCAUUUCAACAAUUACUUCUGGGAAUGUCUUGUUUUAACAGGGACGGCCCUUCCGUUUGUCUGGGGAUUUUUUUUGGUUAUUUAUUUUGAAAGAGCUAGUUCUUCUAAAAUCUAUUAUCACAGUGUUUCAGGGCCUUGCCAUUAUCUCUGGACACUAGUACUCCAAAAUUCUGUAACCAGUAUCACAUAUCAGUUUUAGUCGGGGGAUGGGGAGGCAAGUUAAGUUGGUAUUCCCUAGGCAUAAACCCUCCUUCAGAAUUUUCUGGAUUUGCCCCUGAUGCAAGCUCAUUCUUGGAGAAAGAAAAAGUGUAUGGAAGAUUACAUUUUUCUUAUUAAGUUGUUAAUUUCUUUUUAACAGAAAUGUUGUAGGUCUUAAUCUGGAAGAAAUCAAAGGAUUUAAAGUUCCACCUAAAAUGUUGGAGAAGAUCAGAAACCACAUGAGAAGUAAGCUAUGGCUGCCUCGUAACCUCAACUAGGCUAACCUUUACUAAUAUCUGACGUCUGUUUGCCUUCUGGUUGCAAAUCUUAUCUAACUAGAAGUGCUGCUUUGAUUCUUUCUCUUUCUUAUUUGAGUGAUAUUAAACAGGAGUAAGAAUCUAACCAUGCUUUUUGCAAGUAGUAAUACAGUCACUGUUUUUCCCAAUACGCAAAGAACCCCUAAGUGCAUGUUCCAGUAUUAAAUCUCCAGGGGGCGGGGUACUCAACAAAGUUGUAUAUGUGGAUGCUCCGCCCCAAGGUCCAACGCGUUACUCUUAUGUACCACUUUGAGAGGAAAGGUACCCCUUUCGUAAGGCUUGUAUUGACAAAUGGUACCCUUUUCACAAACCCAGUUUAGAACUUUGCAUCCCUUUUAACUGCUGUAAAUGCACUGUCUUUUAAAUAUAAACAGCCAUAAAAUGUAUCUUUUAGCCCUUGGUCCUGUUUUGCUGCCUGAAAUGACAGAUUUCCGUACCCUUUCAUAUACUCCAACAAGUGAAAUCCCUACCCUUUCAUAUAGCUGAAGCCUGAAAAAGGUACCCCUUUUGGGUGGAGCCUCACUGUUUAAACCAUUAUAAUGAGUACCCCCCAGAAUUAAAUCACUUCCCAGGGAGUAGCCAGCUUUUCGACUAGUUGUAGGCCUGGCUGACUUUCAUUUCCACAUAUCCUGAAAAUUGUAUGUAUGACUGGUACGCACUGACCUCACCAACACUUUGAGCUUUUAAGCUUCUAAGCUCACGCUAACAACGCAUAAUUUAUUACAAGCGGUAGAGAGAUCAAACCAAAAAUUUGUAGGCCUGGGCCUACAGGUCUAUGGGCUCGCUACGCCCCUGACUUCUCUAGUCAUACCUUUUUUGUAUUUCUUUUAGAAUUAAAGCGAGAAGCAGAAUCUCGAUUUGACAUCAAAAGUAAGGUUAAAGAAGAACAACCAACUGUAAAAGUGGAACAAAAGGUGGAAGAGGAAAGAAAGCAGACUGAGACAAGGCCUUCUGGCAACUCUAGUGAUCAAAACUAAUUAUUUAAACCAUAUAAUGGUAUAGAACCUUAUUUGAAUUCUGUAUAGUGGUUAGCCACAGCAUAUUCUUAGAAGUAGUUCAAGUAUUUGUAGUACUAUAAGAACUCGUUGUUGGGGCGAGGGGGCAGGGGCGUGGCCACUAGUACCAAAAUUGGGCACGAGGGGUCCUGCUGAGGGGUUAAAACCCUGACCCUGUUUAGGAGAAAAGGCAAUCCUGAAAUACCAACCCUGCGGAGGAUAACUUCCUGUCUGUGUUACAACCCUGUUUAGAGCAAUGGAUAAGAAACACGUUCAGAUGUUCCUGUGGGGAAAAUAAAGGACGUUUUUAGGAUCAGCUCACGUAGAAUUGUAUUCUCUUUUUAGAACAGAGAGGCUAUAAAACUAUACUAUGCCCAGUAGCACAUCCCUUUAUAGACCAAAUAAGGGAGUCCCCCCUUCCCCCCCAGGAUUGGAAACAAAUCGGUCGUAGAGUAAUGUACAGCCUUAGGUCCUAUUCGCACUACGGCAAAGAAUAGAGUUUGAUGUCUGCGAAAAAUUUGAAAAUUUUGUACUCACCAAUUUUUUUUUUUUUUGGGACCUUGUUCGCAUCAGAGACACGCGAAAUUUUUCGUUUUACCAGAAAUGCCAAUUGAAGUAACUUUAAUUGAUCAUGUGUGCGAAAUAAAAUGACCCGACGAAGGAUAGCUGUCAAAGAACAAAGGAGAUUGUCGCCUGACAAAAAAAUGUAAGUUCCCAACUCUUCUCGAUGGCAUCUGUGAACUUUGGUGACAAUUGAGAAAAUUUUCGACGAUGAGGAAAAAUUCGUUUGCACUAGAAAUGCCUCGCUGUUAACAGAGUUUUUUGCAAAACAAACAAAAUUUUGCUUCGUGCGAACAGGGCCACAUGUUGGAAGGCUAAUUACAGACAUAUAUGUAUGAAGUAAAUUCCUUUUUUGAUGAGACCAAAGUUAUUCAUUUAUGUUAUUAAUUAUUGCACAGAUUAGAUUAUGUCAUCACAUCACAACAAAAUUCAACUAAGGCAUGAAUUUUAGUGGAUGUGGUUAUUGCAUAAGAUUUUUGUUUUUGUUUUUCAGUCUACUUGGGCCAUCCCAAAUGGUUGUCUGUUUUGUUAGUAUUUAACUUUUCAACUCCCCAAUAUAUACGUCGCCCUCGAAUAACCGCCGCACCUAAGCAGACAAAACGCGAUGUUUAUUCGAUAAUCAUAAGAGAAAAUCUGGGUACAACUUUGUAAUCUACACCAUCCAAAAAAUUUCUAUUUCACAUAUAUUUUACAAAUGAUUUGCCGUAAAUGUUCUCAGUGAUUUAAGAAAUGUAAUUUUAGAUCAUUUUAGGGUGGAACUUGCCCUUGAAUAAACGCUGAAAAUUUAAUAAAUGCGGCAUUUAAUCGAAUAAAUGCAACUUGUCUUGCGGCAUUCCUGCGAAACGAGUUGAACAGUGAUGUUGCGCGUUUUACCAGGUUAACGCGCAACAUCGCUAUUCAACUCGUUUUGCAGCAAUGGUGAGCAAUGUUGAAAAACAAGUUGCACGUUUCUGUUGCCCGUUUUUCCGAAGCUUUAGACACCUGGACGGGUUAUUUUGAAAUUGACUCAAACUUAUCAAAGCCGUGCAUAUUAUUUAGGAACGCACUGAACGGGCCUGACUGUCCUGUUUUAUAGUGAAAUUCUCGUUACGUAUGGAUCGGUUCGACGCCCUAAGUUUUCUUUCCAAACUUUUUCUUGAUUUGUUCAGUAACGUUACUGAAAAAGGCAAUGAUUAUUGCAAGAACUAUGGUAUCUUACUAUGGUAUAUGGUGUAUGGAAACUACCUUUGACGUCUUUGUAACAAAUACCCCGGCUUUGUUCUUUAUAUAUUGGUUGUUUACCACUGUACUUUAUGUCUUAAUGCGAUUAAAAUUUGUUCUCUGG
Porites lobata is the source of this 13906-nucleotide messenger RNA. The record is from the annotation of a GenBank genome assembly. NCBI's taxonomy places the organism in Eukaryota, Metazoa, Cnidaria, Anthozoa, Scleractinia, Poritidae.